ACUCCACGAGACGCAUCCGAAGAGUCGGGUUGCUUGGGAGUGCAGCCCCAACAUGGGUGGUAAGCUCCAUCCAAGGCUAAAUACGGCCAGGUUUCCGAUAGCGAACAA
Closterium sp. NIES-67 is the source of this 108-nucleotide messenger RNA. The record is from the annotation of a GenBank genome assembly. NCBI's taxonomy places the organism in Eukaryota, Viridiplantae, Streptophyta, Zygnematophyceae, Desmidiales, Closteriaceae.